This is a messenger RNA of Necator americanus (New World hookworm), 570 nucleotides long. RefSeq lists its product as uncharacterized. The transcript is spliced from 4 exons. Bases 1 to 570 code for a protein of 189 amino acids. NCBI's taxonomy places the organism in Eukaryota, Metazoa, Nematoda, Chromadorea, Rhabditida, Ancylostomatidae. Gene Ontology annotation, cellular component: EMC complex. The record is from RefSeq and is a predicted model, not a curated record.
AUGGCCGUUGAUGUUGCGCCAGUGCCGUAUUCUACUAUUAUUUUGCAUUGCUUGAAAUAUCCACACAAUGGCGUUUUCGGAAUUCUCCUCGGAACGAGAACGUGUAACAAAGUGAGAGUCACGUCUGUUGUUCCGCUAUCUCACGAAUCAUCUCCACUAGCUCCGUCCCUUGAGAUCGCGUUAGCAGAAAUUCAUGCAGCGUACCCAAAUAUCGUCGGGGUCUAUUUCUCCAAUCAGAAUUACAAGGACAGGAGUCUGAAUCCAUAUGCUGUUCGUCUAUGCGAAAAUGUGAUGUCAGUUUGCAACACACCCGCUAUUCUCGUACAAGUUAUCAACUGGAAUCUGAGCCCGGAUUGUGAGAGCAACUCACUCUCAGCGUAUGUUAAAGAAGGAGAAGGAUGGAAAGAAACGCGGUUAGACACGCUACCUGAUUCCUUCACUACACUAUCCAGAGCAAUCCAUGGUAAGCUUCAUCGCAAUGUUUGCGACUUUGAAAAUCAUCUCGAUCGACCUGAGUGCGACUUCUACAACACAACCCUUUUACAAACCCUUGGGCAGCUGAUAGGAUAG